AUGCCAGGAGAAGCGAUCGGUCGACCUAAUCCUCAACCUCCACCGUCAAAUGUUCCCGACUAUGUGUCAGAUUUGCUGGUCAAACUCGACAAGCCAACAUUGGCCGAUGACACACGUGAGGUUAUGCUCAAAUAUCGACGCGCGGCCAAUUACAUUGCCGCUGCCAUGAUCUUUCUACAGGACAAUGUCCUUCUAGAAAGAGAUCUCCGAUUCGAGGAUAUCAAGCCUAGGUUGCUUGGUCACUGGGGAACUUGUCCGGGUCUGACCUUGGUCUAUUCACACCUAAAUCUUCUCGUCCAGAAACAUGACCUGGACAUGCUUUAUGUCGUUGGUCCGGGCCAUGGCGCACCCGCUAUCCUCGCCAAUCUCUGGGUGGAAGGCGCCCUGGCCAGGUUCUACCCUCACUGCUCUCAAGACGCCCAAGGUCUCCACCAUCUUAUCUCUCGAUUCAGCACGACGGGCGGGUUCCCCAGUCACAUCAAUGCUGAAACUCCUGGAGCAAUCCACGAAGGGGGCGAGCUGGGGUAUGCACUGAGCGUUUCCUUCGGCGCAGUCAUGGAUCAUCCGGAUUUGAUCGUGACUUGUAUCGUGGGCGACGGUGAGUGCGAGACCGGCCCGACCGCGACCGCGUGGCAUGGUUACAAGUACAUCGACCCAGCAGAGUCGGGUGCCGUAUUACCUAUCGUACAUGCGAAUGGUUUCAAGAUCAGCGAGAGAACCAUUUAUGGAUGCAUGGACGACAAAGAAAUGGCGGUGCUGUUCACCGGUUACGGAUAUCAGCCCAGGGUGGUGGACGACCUGGACCACAUUGAUGCGGACCUGUCUAAUUCGAUGGAAUGGGCUCUGACUGAAAUCCAAAAGAUUCAGGCCGCGGCCCGGAGUGGAAAGCCCAUGAUGAAGCCUCGGUGGCCGGUGUUGAUUCUGCGAACUCCCAAAGGAUGGUCAGGGCCGAAGAACGUUCACGGUCAGAUUGUCGAGGGCUCAUACAAGGCACAUCAGGUUCCCUUGGCAGCGGCGAAGACCGACCCGGAGGAGCUGAAAAUGCUUCAGGAAUGGCUGGAGUCGUACAAACCGCGAGAACUCUUCCAAGAAAAUGGUGAUGUCAUUGAUGAGAUCAAAUCUAUCAUUCCCCCGGACCCGAAACGGCGUCUGGGCCAGAAAAAGGAAGCCUUCGACGCAUAUCAAGGUCUCCACCCCAUCGACUGGCGUAUGUUUGCCGUCCCCAAAGGAAGCUUGGACAGCUCGAUGAAGAGAGUGGGCAAGUUACUGGAGCAAGUGGUCCAGGACAAUCCUAAAACAUUCCGAAUCUUCUCUCCCGACGAAUUUGAAUCGAACAAUUUGAACGCGGUGCUCGAUUCCACCCAUCGCAACUUUCAGUGGGACCAAUUCUCCCCCGCGCGAGGUGGCCGUCUCAUUGAAACUCUUUCGGAGCACCAAUGUCAGGGGUGGCUGCAAGGAUAUACACUCACAGGGCGAGUGGGUCUGUUCCCCAGCUACGAGGCCUUCCUCGGCAUCAUCCACACGAUGAUGGUGCAGUUUGCCAAGUUCGGCAAGAUGGCACGGGAAUUGACCUGGCGCCAGGAUAUCGGGAGCAUCAACUAUCUCGAAACAUCCACGUGGACACGGCAGGAACACAAUGGCUUCUCCCAUCAGAAUCCGAGUUUCAUCGGAGCAGUUCUGAAUCUCAAGCCCGACGCUGCCCGGGUGUAUCUUCCUCCCGACGCCAACACUUUCCUUUCCACAAUGGCACACUGCCUGGAAUCCAAGAACUAUGUGAACCUCAUGGUCGGAUCCAAGCAACCAUCUGCUGUUUUUCUCUCGGCUGAUGAGGCGGAGAGCCAUUGCCGUGCCGGUGCCUCCGUUUGGAAAUUUGCAUCCACGGCAGGUGGACGGGACCCAGACGUCGUCCUCGUGGGCAUUGGUGCCGAGUUGACCUUCGAGGUGAUCGCUGCGGUAGGCUUGCUGAGGAAGAAGAUGCCUUACCUCCGUGUUCGGGUGGUCAAUGUGACUGACCUGAUGAUCCUCGGGGCAUUCUCUAGCCACCCGCAUGCGCUGACGGAUGAGGCGUUCGACGCCCUCUUCACCUCGGAUGUACCGAUUCACUUCAAUUACCAUGGAUAUGCGAACGAGCUAAAAGGUUUAUUGUUCGGCCGGCCGAAUAUGCAGAGAGUAAGUAUGGCCGGCUACAAGGAAGAGGGAUCCACCACCACCCCUUUCAACAUGAUGCUGGUGAAUGAGACCAGUCGAUAUCAUGUAGCCAUUCAGGCUAUCCAGGGUGCAGCCAAGAGGAACGAGACGGUGAGGCUGCAACUACACGAGGUAACUAGCGAACUCAUGGGUAUGAUUACGCGAACACAGAAAUCUAUUGUGGCAGAGAAAACGGGUCAGUCUCGAUGA
Rhinocladiella mackenziei CBS 650.93 is the source of this 2397-nucleotide messenger RNA. RefSeq lists its product as uncharacterized. Lineage: Eukaryota; Fungi; Ascomycota; Eurotiomycetes; Chaetothyriales; Herpotrichiellaceae. The coding region runs from base 1 to 2397 and encodes 798 amino acids. The record is from RefSeq and is a predicted model, not a curated record. Gene Ontology annotation, biological process: carbohydrate metabolic process. Gene Ontology annotation, molecular function: aldehyde-lyase activity. The transcript has a single exon.